Molecule: messenger RNA, 1860 nt
Organism: Ricinus communis (castor bean)
Lineage: Eukaryota; Viridiplantae; Streptophyta; Magnoliopsida; Malpighiales; Euphorbiaceae
Exons: 6
Coding region: 320-1615 (431 amino acids)
Source: RefSeq, a predicted model, not a curated record
UUUGGUCCCAUUUCUUUUUUAUAUUCCUUUUCACGGGCAAAAAUCAAGUGCUCCACCUCACACCCUACAUCCCUUCUUCUUCCUCUUUUUUUUUUUUUUUAACGUUAUAUUUUUUUCCUCCUAUCAAUUCCCGCCGUCGCCGUUGCCGUUGCUGUUGUCGCUGCCGUUGCCGUUCCCGUUGAUUGCCUUAAAAACUCACCCCUCUACCACCGGCUACCAAUGAUCCUAUCUGUUUUCUGAUCAUCGUGAAAAAUACAGGUGAAUUUUGAAUUUCCAAAUGACAUAAGAAAAGUAAAGUAGAAACUGUUGGAGAAGCAAAAUGUCUUUUCAGAACAAGGGUUUUUGGAUUGGAAAGGGUGAUGACGAGAAUUCACAAUAUGAUAAUCCUUCAAGAAUUGAACCUAAACGGUCACACCAGUGGUUUGUAGAUGCAGCGCAACCUGAGUUGUUUCCAAACAAGAAGCAAGCACUCCAAACUCCGAACACCAUAACAAGUUCAGGAAUUUCCAGUGCAAAUGUUCCUUCUUGGAAUAACCCUUCUACUUUUCAGUCAAUUCCAAACCAAUUUAUUCACCGUUUAUUUGGACCUGACACAACGAGUUCUGUCAAUUAUGCUGAAAGAACCAUCUGUCCUGAAACAGAUGACUCGAAUGCAUCUGUUAGUCUGUCUAUAUCUCAUUGUAUGGAAGAUCCUGAAUGUCUUAGCUAUAGUGGCUUUAGAAAAGUUAAAGUUAAUCAAGUGAAAGAUUCAGAAAAUUGUAUUCUUGAUCUGAAGGGACACAGUUUUAUUAACGAAAAUAACAGCGACAUCCCUACAGAUCAGGCCUUUAAUAGGGAAAAUGAAAGUAGUUUUAUAUCUAUUGGAGAUGCCCAUAUUGUAGCAACAUGUCCUACUUACAUUAAAGGAGAUGAUAAUGCCAUCUCAAUAAGUGAUGCCUAUGGUAAGGAGGAAGGCAACAUGAUAUCUUUUGGGGAAUUUCAUGAUGCACAUGAUAUGAUAGCUGUGGGGAGGCCCAUCAGCAGUUAUGCUCAAUCAUAUGAUGAAUCCUCAGUUCAAACCCCAGAAGCAGUUCAGCAAAAAGAGUUUGAUGCAUCAGAUGCCCAUGCAACUGCAAGUAACACCAGGGUUGCCAAGUCAAAAACUGAAUCUGUUUCCAGGAACAAACCUGAAGUAAAAACUGGGCGAAAAGAAGCUCCAAAUAGCUUUCCUUCAAAUGUAAGAAGUUUAAUUUCGACAGGUAUGCUGGAUGGGGUUCCUGUAAAGUACAUUGCCUUGUCACGGGAGGAGCUUCGAGGUGUUAUAAAAGGUUCUGGCUAUCUUUGCAGUUGUCAAUCAUGUAAUUAUUCCAAGGUGCUGAAUGCAUAUGAGUUUGAACGCCACGCUGGCUGCAAGACAAAACAUCCAAACAAUCAUAUAUACUUUGAGAAUGGAAAGACAAUUUAUCAGAUUGUACAAGAACUGAGGAGUACUCCUGAAAGCAUGUUGUUUGAUGUAAUCCAAACUGUGUUUGGUGCACCAAUUAAUCAGAAGUCCUUUCGCAUAUGGAAAGAAUCAUUUCAAGCAGCAACUCGGGAGCUUCAGCGCAUCUAUGGAAAAGAGGAAUUAAAUUUGUAAAAAGGAGUAUUCUGCCCCAAAUUGUAUUAUAAAAUAUCAUCUGUGAUGUGCAUAGAAAUAUUAUGUAAUGCCAUAGCUUUUUGGAUAGGCAAUUGCGUGCGUUUACAUGUUAAUAUGUAGUUCAUGUGCAAUUCGGAUUUCUGAUUGCCGUGGAUUAUCAACUAUCUUGUUAAGCAUGGGCAGAAUAUAACUAAGGGAACCACAAGAAAUAUUAUGAUUGCAAUGUAAAUAUUUUUGUUAUGAAA